This is a messenger RNA of Nicotiana tabacum (common tobacco), 552 nucleotides long. NCBI's taxonomy places the organism in Eukaryota, Viridiplantae, Streptophyta, Magnoliopsida, Solanales, Solanaceae. The record is from RefSeq and is a predicted model, not a curated record.
AUGCCAAAGUGGAGUCCUAAGGUUAAUCAUCUAGCGUAUGCUGAUGAUACUAUCAUCUUCUCAUCGUCUGAUGCUACUUCAUUACAACUAAUUAUGGAGGUGUUGGAUGCAUAUGAGGUAGCUUCUGGACAAUUAAUUAACAAGGCAAAAUCAAUAAUCUAUAUGCAUCAUUCAACAAGUGUGGAGGUUGUGAACAAGGUGCAAAGAGUGACUGAAAUUGACAAGCAUGAAUUUCCUUUCACUUACCUAGGUUGUCCAAUAUUCUAUGCUAGAAGGAAAAUGGACUACUAUCAAGGGCUUGUUAACAAAGUACUUGACAAGCUUCAAUCAUGGAAAGGAUUAUUAUACUUUGUUACUCCUCCAUACUUCUACUGCGAUGAAUCUGUCCACAACAUAUAUGAUGUGAUUGUAAAUGGCUCGUGGGAUGAAGGCAUUAAUAUGGAAGGAUUAUCGAUGCAGCAGACAAUUCUAAAAUGUUGGGCAGCUCAGGUGGUACCUAGAUUAAAGCCUAUACUCCAGGAUUUACCUUCGAUUAUAGUGUGGGAACUUUGA